Pundamilia nyererei is the source of this 2105-nucleotide messenger RNA. NCBI's taxonomy places the organism in Eukaryota, Metazoa, Chordata, Actinopteri, Cichliformes, Cichlidae. The record is from RefSeq and is a predicted model, not a curated record.
UCGUUCUGCAGCAGUCCCUAUGUGCUUGUGUGUGUGUGUGUGUGUGUGUGUGAUUGCGCGUGCGCGUACAGGGCUCCUCACGUAGAUCCGACGGAUCGGUUUAUCCCAGCUGUUGGUGUUUAGCCUUGAUUAGCCCAGAUCAGUUUAGUCCGGCAUCGGUAUGUCGUCCAGUCCGCAGGUCCAGACCCAGGAACCAAAUCAGGAUCAGACCCAGGAACCAAACCAGGAUCAGACCCAGGAACCGAACCAAGAUCAGAACCAGGAUAAUACGAAGGAGGAGGUGAAGGCGGAGGAGAAAGAAGAGAAAAAGGAGGAGAAACAGGAAAAGAAGGACGACAAGAAAGAAGCGAAUGAAGCGAAAAUGGAGAAGAAGAAGGAGGAGAAGCAGGAUUCCUGGAAGGAUUUCAUCUACAACCCGCGGACCGGGGAGUUUCUGGGCCGAACCGCUGGCAGCUGGGGUAAGAGAGGCGGCCAAAGAACCCGAUCUUUUCCUGACAGAAGGCCAGAUGGAGUACCUGGCAAGGUGCUAAGAGCAUGUGCCCACCAGCUCACCCUCAUCUUCACCCUCAUCUUCAACCUCUCACUGGAUCAGGCAGCCAUCCCAUCCUGUCUAAAAUCAGAAACAAACAUCCCAGUGUCGAAGAAGUCUCCCAUCACCAGCCUGAACGAUUACCGCCCUGUGGCCCUCACACCGGUAAUCAUGAAAUGCUUUGAGAAACUAGUCCUUCAGCACAUCAAGGACUACCUUCCCCCAGAAUUCGACCCCCACCAGUUUGCAUACCGUGCAAACAGAUCCAUAGAAGACGCCAUCGCCCUCCACUCUGUGCUGAGUCCCCUAGAACAUGCAUGUCCCAGUAAAACAAUCAUCCCAGACGUCCUCAUCAUCAAACUGGUCACUCUUGGCCUCCCGCCUCUCACAUGCGCCUGGAUAAAGGACUUUCUCACAAACCGGCCCCAGACUGUAAGACUCCGCCCUCAUCUCUCCUCCACUCGCACACUGAUCACCGGCUCCCCACAGGGCUGUGUGCUGAGCCCCCUCCUGUAUUCUCUCUACAUCCACGACUGCAGUUCAAACCAAAACAACAAUCUCAUCAUCAAGUCUGCUGAUGACACCACGGUAGGCUGCCUAAUCUCAAAGGGAGACGAGGCAGCCUACAGAGAGGAAGUCGUGAAGUUGGCAGCCUGGUGUUCAGAGAACAGCCUGGCACUGAACACUAAGAAAACCAAAGAGGUCAUUGUCGGCUUCAUGAGGCACAGCACUGACUUAGCCUCUCUUUACAUCAACGGGGAGCGUGUGGAGAGAAGACAACAUCUCAGCGGGCGUCUGAUGUUCUACUGCUCAUCCAUUGAGAGCCUGCUAACUAACUGCAUCACGUGUCGACUCUGCCCCUGCUCAGACAUACAAGCCUCAUUUUGUCUUUCUUCCUCUUCAGGUUAUAAUGACAGUAUUCAGGAGCGUAAUGACUUGUGUAUGGUGGGCGAAUACACUACACAGGACAAUGAGCCGAUAAAGAAGGUUUGUCAGUUUAAACGAAGUACACUGCGUCAGUGUUCUGGUUUGCCUGACCCCAGCUUUGGGUUCAAGGAGGGGAAACCCUGCAUCAUAAUCAAGCUGAACCGGGUAAUCGGCCUGAAACCAGAAGGAGAUCCCUACAUCAACUGCACUGCCAAGAGAGCCACUUCCUUGCAGAUGCAGUACUUUCCGUCUGAGGGUCGUCUGGAUAAGAUGUUUUUUCCAUACUAUGGGAAGAAGUCUCACCCUGACUACGUGCAACCGCUUGUUGCAGUCAAGUUAUUGUUCACAAAAGAAGACUAUAACAUCGAGCAGACGGUGGAGUGUAAAGUUGAGGGUUCUAACCUCCGCAAUGAUGAUGAGCGAGACAAAUUUCUGGGUCGCGUCACUUUUCGGGUCAAAGUGUCAGAGUAACCAGACAUGAGAAUUGCCAUGAACACCACAAACUGGGUUUACACUGGCAAUUGGUCUCCAGUUCUGGAUACUUUUUAACAUGGACCUGAUCUUAUCUCUGUCUGUUCAGACUCUAAAGAAGUGAUCAAAUCUGGAGAAGUGGGAGAUUUCACUGGUUUUACUGCCUAUAUCUUUCAGA